Cydia amplana is the source of this 880-nucleotide messenger RNA. RefSeq names its product circadian clock-controlled protein daywake-like. Bases 90 to 818 code for a protein of 242 amino acids. NCBI's taxonomy places the organism in Eukaryota, Metazoa, Arthropoda, Insecta, Lepidoptera, Tortricidae. The transcript is spliced from 5 exons. The record is from RefSeq and is a predicted model, not a curated record.
AUGCGGUUAGUUUGCCGACAUAAAAGAGGAGAACAUUGAUAUUUUAACGGCAUUGUGCAAGAACUUUUGGCGAGGGUAACACGUUCACGAUGAAGUUGGAGUUAAUUUUUUGUGCAAUCUGUAUAAUUGGCUCACGAGCAGCUAAUUUACCAUCAUAUAUUACGCCAUGCUCAAGGAGCCUGCCCAUCAACGAGCUGACGGAAUGCGUUACGACGGAGGCUCGAAGGAUCCAGCCUGAGUUCGCAAAAGGCAUCCCAGAGUUUGGUCUACAACCCAUCGACCCUCUGCCACUCGAUGACAUAGUGGCCAACGCGGGAACUUUCGUCAUAAGGAGCAAAAACUUACUUUUGAAAGGAUUGAAGAAAAUGGAGAUUCGUGAAGUCAAAUUCAACUUGGACAAAAACACCGGCUCCAUGAAGCUGUUCGGCAACAUGACCUUCGUGGGUGACUACGAGACUGAUGGCGCUAUCGUCCUCAUACCUAUCAAAGGAAAUGGGAAAAUUUCCGUCAAAUGCUUGGAUACCAACAUCCUAAUCAAGUAUAAGCUCCGGAAAAUCAAGGACGCCAAUGGAGUAGAACACCUCGAGACGUACGAUCUCAAGCAGACUGAGCAAUACGGGCGUGUGGUGUUCCAUCUCACCAACUUACCGGGUGGAGAAGCUAUCGGAAACACGAUAAACCAGGUGAUGAAUGACAACUGGAAGGACCUGAUCAAGCAGCUGGGGCCGCCGUACACCAAGGCUACUGCCACCAAGGUCCACGAAGUUAUUAACAAGCUUUAUUCUAAUGUUCCAUUUGACCAACUGUUCGCGUUAUAAGUUCAAGCAAUAUUAGCAUUAAGGUGCGUCCAGAUGUGUCAAAAGCGAGCCGCCAUUCACAA